CUCUAUAUUUUUAUUUUUUAAAGAUUUGAUGUAUCUUGUGCAAAACUCAUUUUUAAAACUACCAUUGGAAAACGUUGUAUCAUUGUAUAACAAUGCGAUCGUGCCCCGAAUGAUCAAAAGGAACCAGGCUUUAUCUAUUAGCAUUGCUGUUACAUUGUAUGCUAUAUAUUUUAUCCAUGAUAGAUUAUUUAAACCUCCCAAAAACCUUCGACAUAUCCCGUAUAUUGGUUACUUUAGUAUACUCAAAUCAUUGAUUACGAACGAGUCUCAUUGGGAUCGAGCCUACCGAGUCCACCUUCCGCUCAUUGAAAAGGGUACCAGCUUAUUUAUGGAAUUAGGGGCGACUGGAUGGGAGCUACAAGUAACAGAUUCAAAAGAAGCCAAACGUGUAUUAUUAAAGCACGACAUAUUUGUCAAGGCCAACUUUUUGGAAACUGAAGGGACUUUGCAAUAUAGGUUUUCGAGCGGACCAAAUAUUCUCAUGACAAAUGGCUCGCAUUGGAAAUCGCUUCGAAUGAUUGCCAACCCUGCCUUCCGUCGUUCUUUACCCGUAAAAAUGUUUGGUAAUUUAAUUCAGGAUAUGUUUGAUGUCAUGGAUCAAAUGGAGGAGACAGUUGACAUCACCGAUCUAUUGGAAAGAUGGACUUUAGACGUCAUUGGAAAAGCGGGCUUCGGCUUUGAUUUUGAUGCCAUUACAAAUCAUGACAAUGAGUGGGUGAAAAGAUACAAUGCUAUUCAAGAAGGAUUGCGUAAUGUUCUAUUUUUCAUGUACCCAAAACUUGAUAAUGAACUUAUCUGGAUGUUCCCUGAACGUCAGAAAGUUCAUAAAGAAUUAGAUGUACUUUUGGAUAUGAUGGACAAUGUCAUUCGUAACAAAAAGAAAUCAAAGAUGGAGAGUACAGAUGUCAUAAUAGAAGACAAUGAAAGAGACUUGUUAGAUGUUAUGAUGGAAGGUGGUGAAAAUGGGGAAGGUGUCAUGACUGAUGCCGAGUUAAAGAGUAAUUUGUGCUUGUUCUUUGCAGCCGGACACGAUACCACAGCAAAUGCAUUAGCAUAUGCAAUACAUUAUCUAGCCGAAAACCCUGAGGUGCAACAAAAGGCAAGGGAAGAAGUUAUCGCAAUUUUGGGCGACACUCCAGCCAAUGUGAUACCCACUGUUGAAGAUACCAAAAAAAUGACCUAUGUCAACAUGGUGAUCAAGGAAACAUUACGUAUCAAUGGACCCGCAGUCCGUGUUAUGACUCGCAUUGCAAACAAAGACACAGAGAUUGCAGGCACGUUUAUUCCCAAGGGAACUAAGCUGACUGUCAAUAUCUUUGAUAUCCAACAUAACGAAGCAUACUGGAAAAAUGCCAGCGUCUUUGACCCUGAGAGAUUUUCUGAAGAUGGGGGUAAGACUGGUGAGGGACCGGCUUGGCUCCCUUUUGGAAAUGGUACAAGAAAAUGUAUUGGCAUGAAUUUUAGUAUGUGCCAACAGCGUGUCAUGCUCUCUAUGUUGCUACGUAAAUAUACUUGGUCUACACCAGAGAGGUCUAUUCACAAAAACGGACUGAUUACUGGUGGUUACGGUGUAGUUGGGCCUGUUGAGUUGGAUAUGAAGUUCCAGAGAAGAUACUAAUGUUUACUUAUAUGUUUUAAUUUUACACACACACUUUUUAUGAUAAACUUUUUUUACACCGUUU
Molecule: messenger RNA, 1682 nt
Organism: Mucor mucedo
Lineage: Eukaryota; Fungi; Mucoromycota; Mucoromycetes; Mucorales; Mucoraceae
Product: cytochrome P450
Exons: 8
Coding region: 29-1618 (529 amino acids)
Molecular function (GO): monooxygenase activity; heme binding; oxidoreductase activity, acting on paired donors, with incorporation or reduction of molecular oxygen
Source: RefSeq, a predicted model, not a curated record